AUGGCUGCAUCCUCCGAGCCGCUCGCCCAGUUAUCUCAGUUACCCAAAGCAGAUGGCUCUGCUUCAUUCUCCUAUCACGGAUAUGCAGUCACCGCCGCCGUCAACGGUCCAAUUGAGGCGCCCCGCCGUGAUGAAAAUCCCUUCGAAGCGCUUGUGGAUGUGAUUGUCAGACCAGCAGCGGGAGUGGGAGGCACUGCAGAGAGGCAGCUCGAGUCAAUCUUGCAGGCGGCGAUUCGACAACUCAUACCCAUUCGAAAUUUUCCCAGAUGCAUGAUUCAAGUCACGCUUCAGGUUAUGGAAACGCCAGAAAACGCAUACCGAAAUACCAAACUCCUUCAGCCUCAAUUGAAUCUUGCCAUCAUCCCUGCCCUUUUCCACGCGGCCAUUCUUGGAUUAUUGACUGCUGCAGUUCCUCUCAAGACUAUUGCCACUGCUACAACAAUUGCAAUUUCAGCCGACUCCAACAGUCUGAUUGUCGAACCGAGCACAGAAUCGGCCGCCAAGGCCAAGUCUCUUCACGCCUUGGCAUUUACGUCUCGUGACGAGCUGCUGCUUGUCGAAAGUUCUGGAUCAUUCUCGGUUGAGGAUUGGAACAAGAUCCUGGAGACGGGACAGAAUGUGUGCUGCCGCGAACAAGGAUCCAAGCUCGACACAGUAAUGUCAGGAGAUGGACUCGAGUCGCAGAGCGUAAGGUCAUUCAUCCGGUCUGUCACGGAAACGAAAGCCGCUGCAGAUCUGCACUGGAAGUGA
Messenger RNA from Pochonia chlamydosporia 170, 750 nucleotides. RefSeq names its product ribosomal protein S5 domain 2-type fold domain-containing protein. The record is from RefSeq and is a predicted model, not a curated record. Gene Ontology annotation, biological process: rRNA catabolic process; U4 snRNA 3'-end processing; poly(A)-dependent snoRNA 3'-end processing. The transcript has 3 exons. Bases 1 to 750 code for a protein of 249 amino acids. NCBI's taxonomy places the organism in Eukaryota, Fungi, Ascomycota, Sordariomycetes, Hypocreales, Clavicipitaceae. Gene Ontology annotation, cellular component: cytoplasmic exosome (RNase complex); nuclear exosome (RNase complex); nucleolus.